Molecule: messenger RNA, 1284 nt
Organism: Diplodia corticola
Lineage: Eukaryota; Fungi; Ascomycota; Dothideomycetes; Botryosphaeriales; Botryosphaeriaceae
Product: dna repair protein rad51
Exons: 3
Coding region: 1-1284 (427 amino acids)
Biological process (GO): telomere maintenance; reciprocal meiotic recombination; double-strand break repair via homologous recombination
Cellular component (GO): centrosome; replication fork; Rad51B-Rad51C-Rad51D-XRCC2 complex
Molecular function (GO): single-stranded DNA binding; four-way junction DNA binding; ATP-dependent activity, acting on DNA
Source: RefSeq, a predicted model, not a curated record
AUGGACAUGCUGAGCACCAUCCAGCCAAUCCUGGCCUCCUCGUUGCUUGCGCAAAUCCCUGAAGAGGGCGGCGGGCAAUUGCCGCGGACGGGUUGCGGCACCCGCGAAAUCGACGACGCUCUCAGAGGAGGCCUUGACCUCGGGGUCGGAGGUGUAGCAUGCAUCAGCGGGGAAAAAGGCAUCGGCAAGACGGCGCUUGCGUUUGCUUUUUUGACCACGCACUUGCUGAGUCAGCCCGCAAACCAAGCCGUCGUCAUAGACACGACCGGCACCUUUGACGUCCUCAGGCUCUACAACAGCAUUUUAUCAAGAAUUCGAGCCGAUCCGAGUCCUGCAGCAGAAGACCAAGAAGCUGUCGCCGAAGAAACUCUUGGAAAGGUGAAGAUCAUGCGAGUUUUCGAUUUUCUGGGCAUGAUAGAAGCAGUAUCCGAGGUGCGAGAAACACUUGAGAACCAGCGCCAUCAUCAGGAAAGUCGACAAGAAAAUCCUUUGCAAGAGCCUGCACGCCCCAAAGAACAAGUUCCGGCAAAGGACCAGGAAACUCGUAAACCACAACGCAUCCGGAGCACCAUUCCUGACAGCGAGGAUGAAUCGGAAGACGACGACGACGCAAUGUUACUCGAUCAGGAUGAAGAGCCAACUGAAGACGAGAGAACAGAGGAGAUGCCGGAAGAUGGCAAUGGGAGGAAAGAAGAAGCAGAAGAUGGGAGAGUUGGCAUGAUCGUCGUUGAUAACAUCACCCACGCCGUCAGCCCUAUGAUGAAAACCAACUACGCCCAAGCUUCCGCUCUCUUGACGUCCUUCCUUCGCUCUCUGUCGCAGCUCACCAGGACGCACAAACUCAUCACCGUCCUCGUCAACGCCGUGACCACCGUCCCGAAACCCCCUCCAUCAGCCACCGACUCGCCGCAGCACACGCAAGCCCCCAUCAAGAAUCCAUGUCCAUCCAUCUUCGCAUCGGCAGGACAUAUCAUGCCAGCUCUUUCCCCCAUCCUCCCAGCCCAGGCCGACUUCCACCUCCUGAUCACCUCACAACCUCUUACUCGCCAAGAUGCAGUCACCCUCCACUCUUUCUCGAAUAACCCUUCCUCUCACGCCAACGGGAGCAGAUUGGACCGGGCGAGCGUGAUGGAAGUGUUGAAUGAUCGCUAUGGAGAUCGAGUUGGAAGAUGGGCAGCGUUUGCAUCGGAUGCGAGCGGGUUGAUUGUAGGCGUAGAUCCGGAACGUGGAGUUCCGCCGAAGCAGUACCGUCUGCCCGGAUUCGCGAGCAAGAUGGUUCUUUGA